Messenger RNA from Strongyloides ratti, 2433 nucleotides. RefSeq names its product Vacuolar protein sorting-associated protein 52 homolog. The transcript is spliced from 5 exons. The record is from RefSeq and is a predicted model, not a curated record. Bases 1 to 2433 code for a protein of 810 amino acids. NCBI's taxonomy places the organism in Eukaryota, Metazoa, Nematoda, Chromadorea, Rhabditida, Strongyloididae. Gene Ontology annotation, molecular function: syntaxin binding. Gene Ontology annotation, cellular component: GARP complex. Gene Ontology annotation, biological process: Golgi to vacuole transport; retrograde transport, endosome to Golgi; endocytic recycling.
AUGCCUUCAGAAAGUAUUGAUAUAAAUAAUGAUGAUGAUGUUGUUAAUCUUUUAGAACAUUAUACAGAUUUAGAAAAUUGUUCUAAAGAAAUUAAUACAAAAUUAUCUAAUAUUCAUAAUAGUGUUGUUGAAGAUUGUAUUAAUCAGGUAGAACGUCUUGUUGAACUUCAUAAUGAAAUAAAUAAAUGUGAUCAAAUAUUUGAUUCUUUAGAAAAUACAUUAUCAUCAUUUCUAAUUCAACUUGGAACAAUUGGAUAUGAUAUGCAAUCAUUGCAAACAGAAUCUACAUCUAUAAAUCAACAAUUAGAUAAUUUACAAUCUGUUAGAAAUCAUUUAUCAAAAUUUAUUGAACAAGUAUCUGUAUCUCCCAAAAUAAUAUCAACCAUAACGGAGUCAGACUGUAAUGAACCAGUUUUUAUUGAAUCACUUAUACAACUUCAACAGCAAAUACAUUUUAUUAAAUCUCAAGAAUAUUUAGAAGCUAAAUCAAUUAAUGAAGUUAAAAUAGUUGUUGAAAAUUUAAAAAAUACAGCUAUAUUAAAAAUUAGAGAAUGGAUAUUAACAAAAAUAAAUAGUAUGAAAAAACCAUUAUCAAAUUAUCAAAUAAUUCAAAAUGCUUUACUUAAAAAUAAGUAUUUUUAUGAAUUUUUGGUGGCAAAUGAUAAAAGAAUUGCUAAACAAAUUAAGGAAGAGUACAUUGAUACUGUAUCAAAAAUGUUUUAUUCUUAUUUUAAAACAUAUACAUCAAGAUUAUUUAAAAUUCAAACAGAAGCAGCUACAAAAGAUGACUUAUUAGGUUUUGAAGAUUCUAAACCACGUCUUAUUUCAUCUGUUUUAUCAUUAGGAAAAGGACCACCAACUAAAAUUAAAUCAUCUGUCUUUAGUUUAGCUGGAAGGCAUUCAUUACUAACAAUGGAUCUUAUAUCACCAAUUAUUGUACCACAUGUCUGCCAACAAAUGAAUGAAAGUGUAGAGUUUGAAAGAAUUUUUAGAAGUGUUCAAUAUAGUUUAGUAGAUCAUGCUAGUUAUGAAUAUCUUUUUUCGGCUGAUUUCUUUUUGAUUGCAGGAGAAAAUUUAGUAGAACAUUUCAGUCAAGUUAUGGGUAAAAGUAUUGGAUAUUUCAGUCAAUUUUUUAGUGAUAAAAUACAAUCUAAUCAUGAUGCAAUAUCAUUAUAUAUUUGUAUUUGUUUAUGUAAAAAAUUAAGACAACUACUCAUUGAAAGAGAAAUUAAUAGUUUUGAUGGUUAUUGGCAUAGUUUAGAACAAAUUAUAUGGUCCCGAUUUGAGAAAGUAAUGUCAAACCAUAAUGAAAGUUUAAGAAAUUAUGAUCUUAGCAAAACAAAUUUUACUCAAAAAAAACAAUCAACUGAUUGUAUUAAACCUCAUCAUGUUAUACGACGAUACGCAGAAAUGACAUCAGCACUAAUAUAUUGUGGUAAAUUAACAGAUCCUAGUUUGGAUGUUCGUUUACAUGAAUGUUUAUCUAAACAACAAAAAGAAAUAGAAUUAUUUAUUUCUAGAUAUUGUUCACAACUUUCACCAAAAGAAAAGUUAUUUUUUUCUAUAAAUAAUUAUGAUAUGAUAACAUCUGUUUUAAUUGAAGCACAUUGUAGUGAUGCUAGAGAACGUGAUUUAUUUGAAAAUUUAAGACAAGAAUGUGUGGAGGUAUAUGUAGAAGAAAUAUUAAAAGAAUACUUUCAAGAACUUGUUACAUUUGUUAAACAUACAGAAUUAUUAAUAAGUAAAGAUAAUGAAAAAAAAAGGAUUGGUAAAGUCUCUAUGAAACGACCAAUUUUAAAUACAGUUCCUCAAACUCAUUAUGACAAUGAAAUGUCAGAAUAUUUCUUAGUUAACGAAUUUGAACAAUCUAAAUCACAAAAAGAAAGAUUGAUACGUGAAUGUAAUUCUAUAUUAAAAUUUCAUGAAGUACGAUACCGUGCAGCAUUAAAUUUUGAUGAUUACAAAAAUUGGAAUUGUUAUAUUAUAGGACCACCCGGUACUCCCUAUGAAGGAGGAAUAUUUUUUUUUAGAAUUGAAUUUGAUGAGGAAGGUUAUCCACAAAAAGCUCCUAGAGUUUUUUUUGAAACAAGAAUUGACCAUCCAUGUAUAUUUGUUGAUGGUGAGGAAAUGAAUAAACUUGUUAAGUUAGAAAUUGACAUUAAAAGAAAUUCAAAUUCUGUAGAUUGCUAUUUUGAUAAAGAUACAAAAACAAUUUUUUUCAAUGCAAAUUUUGGUGAAUUAACAUCAGCUGUUGGACCGGAUGACUGGAUGAGAAAUACAUCAGUAGAAAUUUCUCAAAAAAUAUCAUUAGAAGAUUUUUUAAGAAUUAUCUUAAGUAAAGAUUUUACAGAAGAUGAGCUGUCUAAUAAGUCUCUUAGUGAGUUAUUAUGUAUGAACAAUAAAGUGGAGAAACUUUUUCAAGAUAAACUUUAA